AUGAUUUGGACAGUACUGUUCUGGUGUACUCUCCUGACGACUGUGGUUUCUCAACCAGAGGAGAGGCUACUAGGUGACCCAGUCUGUAAAGCUAUUUCCAAAGCAAUUUCGUCUGCUAGCGAUGUCUUUUAUCUGGGGGGCAAGUUGUUCUUUCCAACUUAUCUGAAGGAUAUCCACCACUGGGCCUUAUCCAGCACACAAUAUCCUGCGUGCACCGUUGAGCCUGGUACUGCAGAAGACGUCGGCAUUAUUCUUGGAAUACUCUCGUCUAAUCAUACGCCGUUCGCAGUCAAAGGCGGGGGUCAUGCGUCUAACCCAGGAUUCUCUUCCACGACAGGAGUACACAUAGCAAUGUCUCGAUUCUCAGAGGUCACCUAUGAUCCCACAUCAGAAACUGCAACUAUUGGCUCUGGCUUGGUAUGGGACGACGUCUAUGCUUCUCUUGCACCGCACGGCGUAAACGUUGUCGGUGGGAGAGUCACUGGGGUAGGUGUAGCGGGGUUUAUUCUCGGUGGAGGCUUCUCGUGGUUGACCAAUCAGUACGGUUUAACCAUUGAUACUGUUGUGGCGUAUGAACUCGUGAAGCCUACUGGCGAGGUGGCUACCGUGACGGCAAAUUCUGAUCCUGAUCUCUUUUUCGCUCUCAAGGGCGGACUCAAUAAUUUUGGCAUCGUGACAAGAUUCACUCUGAGGACUUUCCCUCAGGGCCAAGUAUGGGGUGGACUAAUAACCUACACAAAACAUCAUCUCGAUGAAGUGAAUGCCGCCACAGUGAAAUUCUCCAAUGACGUCACGGAUCCGAAAGCUGGGAUAAUCACUACCUACAAUUUCCUGCUUGGGGAGCCCGGUGUCUCUCAACUGCUUUUUUAUGAUGGACCUACCCCUCCUGAUGGCAUUUUUGAUGACUUCCUUGCGAUACCUCACUUCACCGAGGACGUCAAAACAAGAGACUUUAUGUCCCUCGUUCUUGCCUCACCUUCUAAUGCAACACAAAAUUUAAGAGGAGUUUUUAACACUGUUUCUCUCAUGGGAUACUCCGAUACCCUAAUCAACGCCAUUGUGAAUGAGACGGAGGCAUAUUUCUUUCUCUACUGCAGGCGGACUAUCAUAGAUACCGGGCUAUUCAUCUCCUACGACGUUGAACCGUUCCUUCCCAACAUCUUCUCAGUCAGUGACACCCAAACUGAAUCUGCAUAUCCUCCUUCCCGCUCAACUGGACUUCUCCCGCUGAAUUUGUAUUAUGCUUGGAGUUUCGAAAUAUCGGACGAUGUUUUCCAUGAUGCCAUCCGACAAAGUGCAGCACAUCUAUACAAUGUUGCUGUUGGCCAGGGACAGUCUGGUAUUGUCGGUGCUGCCGUCUAUCCCAAUUACGCCAUUUUUGAUACCCCUGUGGAGAGCCUGUACGGAAACAAUGUGGCAAGGUUGAAGCAGAUCAAGGCUUCCGUUGAUCCUGACAAUGUGAUGGCAUUGGCUGGAGGGUUUAAAAUAUAA
Molecule: messenger RNA, 1491 nt
Organism: Desarmillaria tabescens
Lineage: Eukaryota; Fungi; Basidiomycota; Agaricomycetes; Agaricales; Physalacriaceae
Product: FAD dependent oxidoreductase
Exons: 11
Coding region: 1-1491 (496 amino acids)
Molecular function (GO): oxidoreductase activity; FAD binding
Source: RefSeq, a predicted model, not a curated record